Molecule: messenger RNA, 1287 nt
Organism: Kogia breviceps (pygmy sperm whale)
Lineage: Eukaryota; Metazoa; Chordata; Mammalia; Artiodactyla; Physeteridae
Gene: CAPG
Product: capping actin protein, gelsolin like
Biological process (GO): barbed-end actin filament capping; actin filament severing; cell projection assembly
Cellular component (GO): actin cytoskeleton; cytoplasm
Molecular function (GO): phosphatidylinositol-4,5-bisphosphate binding; actin filament binding
Source: RefSeq, a predicted model, not a curated record
CUGCCUUGGCCCCGGAAGGUGGAUGAAGUGGGGCCUCAGCACUGUUCAUCCCACCAGACAGGCUGGACCCUUGAGCUCCUGACUGGCACUGAAGGGCUUGGAUCCGGAGACAGCAUGUACUCACCCAUCCCCCAGAGUGGCUCUCCAUUCCCAGCCUCGGUGCAGGAUCCCGGCCUGCACAUAUGGCGGGUGGAGAAGCUGAAGCCGGUGCCCGUGGCCCUUGAGAACCAGGGUGUCUUCUUCUCGGGAGACUCCUACCUCGUGCUGCACAAUGGCCCGGAAGAGCUCUCCCACCUGCACCUGUGGAUAGGCCAGCAGUCGUCCCGGGAUGAGCAGGGGGCCUGCGCCGUGCUGGCCGUGCACCUCAACACCCUGCUUGGGGAGCGGCCUGUGCAGCACCGAGAGGUACAGGGCAAUGAGUCCGACCUCUUCAUGAGCUACUUCCCACGUGGUCUUAAGUACCAGGAAGGCGGCGUGGAGUCAGCGUUUCACAAGACCUCGCCAGGGGCCACCCCAGCUGCCAUAAGGAAACUCUACCAGGUGAAGGGCAAGAAGAACAUCCGUGCCACUGAGCGGGCGCUGAGCUGGGACAGCUUCAACACAGGGGACUGCUUCAUCCUGGACCUGGGCCAGAACAUCUUCGCCUGGUGUGGUGCAAAGUCCAACAUCCUGGAGCGUAACAAGGCGCGGGACCUGGCGCUGGCCAUUCGGGACGGCGAGCGGCAGGGCAAGGCCCAGGUGGAGAUCGUCAGCGACGGAGAGGAGCCUGUCGACAUGAUCCAGGUCCUGGGCCCCAAGCCCGCCCUGAAGGAAGGCAACCCCGAGGAGGACCUCACAGCUGACCGGACAAACGCCCAGGCUGCGGCUCUGUAUAAGGUCUCUGAUGCCACUGGACAGAUGAGCCUGACCAAGGUGGCCGACUCGAGCCCCUUUGCCCUCGAGAUGCUGAUACCCGACGACUGCUUUGUGCUGGACAACGGACUCUGCAGCAAGAUCUACAUCUGGAAGGGGCGCAAAGCUAACGAGAAGGAACGGCAGGCGGCCCUGCAAGUGGCUGAAGACUUCAUCGCCCGCAUGCAGUAUGCCCCAAACACUCAGGUGGAGAUUCUGCCCCAGGGCCGCGAGAGUCCCAUCUUCAAGCAAUUCUUCAAGGACUGGAAAUGAGGGCGGGCGUCUCCCUGCCCCCGCCUGCUGCCCACUUGCUUCUUCUCCAGCUUCCUGGUCAGUGCCGAGGCGCCCCCGCGGAUGAUCAAUAAAGGAGACCAGUGCUCUUCUUGCUCUCUGCCU